GUCUGCUGUCACUCGGAAAGCCAGCAUCCGGAGCUGUACCUGAACGCAACCUGCCCACUUCCAACAUGGCGGCCCAACGGAGGAAUUUGAAGCAGAGUCAUCAGAGUUGGACCGACGACCUUCCUCUGUGCCAGCUCUGCGGCGUUGGCACUGCACCCAACUGCGAGUACGGCCCCGAUGGCAAAGGCACGCAGAGCCACCCCAAUGAGGACACGCAUCUCCGUUUCAGGAGCGAGGACGGCUGCUCCCUGUACGCCGUCUUCAACGGCUACGACGGCAGCCGAGUGGCCAGCUUUGCGUCGCAGUGUCUUACGGCCGAACUCCUGCUGGAGCAACUCAGCGCCGACCACAAGGAAAGCGACGUGCGCAGGAUUCUCACGCAGGCAUUCGAAGCGGUGGAGAAAAGCUACCUGCACACCAUCGACGACGCUUUGGCAGAGAAAGCUAACCUGUCCGGCUACAUGCUACCACAUAGCGAGAAGGUGCAGGAGCGCUUGAAGGAGUUGGAGCAGGAAGUGUCGGGAGGCGCCAUGGCCAUUGUGGCGCUCAUCCUUAACAACAAACUCUACAUCGCCAACGUCGUACUGCCCCGUAUGUUGUGGCACAAAGCGGUACUACACCAAAGGGGAAACUGCCGCCCGCCAUUUAGUUACACUGAAAUGUGCCCGUCUGAUUUGACUUUGAAAUCAAAAGAGCCAAGUACCAACCGAGCUCUGCUGUGCAAAACCACCAGCGACGGCCAGAACCAGUUCUUUCAGCUGGGCCGACCUCACAGCACCGCUAACGACGACGAGCUGCAGAGACUGGCCGCGCUGGGUUUGGAUUCGGCCCGCGUGAGGCAGGCGGGUCAGAUCGCCGGCCAGAACAGCACCAGGAGGCUUGGAGACUACCGGGUCAAAAUCAACUACAGUGAUAUCGACCUGCUCAGCGCGGCCAAGACGAGGCCCAUUGUAGCCGAGCCGGAGAUCCACGCUAGCCAGUCGCUGGAUAGCGUCACGGGCUUCCUGCUGCUCAUGUCGGAAGGACUCAUCGACGCCCUGGAGUGCGCGCACGGGCCCGAGCUCGUCAACAAGGAAAUCGUGGCCAUGGUGGCGGCCGAGCUGGCGCAGCAGAGCACCCUGGAGGCGGCGGCCCAGUCGGUGGUGGACCGCGUCAAACGGCUGCACCACGACGUCUACACGUCGGGCCGCCAGAGGGCCACCUUCUGCUCCCGCCACGAGGACAUGACCCUGCUCAUCCGCACGCUCAACUACCCGCUGGCGGACGGCGCCGCCCAGACGCCCACGCAAGGCGGGCGCAUCUACCCGGUGUCGGUGCCCUACUCCAACAGCCAGAGCACCAGCAAAACCAGUGUCACCCUCUCGCUGGUCAUGCCCUCGCAGAGCACCCUGACUAACGGGACCAACACCGGCUCCACCUUGGAGGAGGGAACCCCCACGCCCGGUAGCCAGAGCCCCACGGCCACGCUGCAGUCCACCAACACGCAGACGCAGAGCUCCAGCUCCAGCUCGGGGGACGGCAGCCUGUUCCGCCAGCGGGGCAGCCAGGCGGCGCAGCCCGACGAGACGGGACGCGUGCCGCCCUACGUGGACUUCACGCAGUUCUACCGCCUGUGGGGCGGCGGCGAACACGGCGAGGGGCAGAUGGCUCAGGGCGUCCCGGGACCUCAGUGAGGCCGGCCGGCGUGGCCGCCAUUCGCACUGUAAAACGGCCAGGAAGCCUCGGCCGCUUGGAAUUUUGCUGCCCGUCUUUGGAUUCCGACACGGAUCGCUCCAAACGGUUUGUGCUCGCCGCCAUCUUCAAGUGACUUCAAGGGACGGACGGACGGACGGACGGACGGACUCGGACUCGCUCCAAGCCUUCCGGAAGGAUAAAGGUGUCGCUAUCAAAAGAAGAAACUUGGACUUUAGUACGAAAUCAAUGCUCACGUUUGAUUGGCACCAUUUCAACAUAGGCAUUAUUUGUUGCCAAUAUUUUCACAUGCUCAUGGAAAUGACUUUGUCCUCCCAAAAUUGGACCCCCCACCCACCCCUUGAAAAACAGACAAUGGCUGUGAUACACAAGAACUUCAAAAAGAUCCAACAAUUAAUUUUUUUUUUGCCAACAUCGAGAAGACAUUUUUGGCUGGCAAGUACGUCCGAAGGUAUUUGUGAGUACGUUCAAAUAAACGUUGCUUUGGACCGGUCCUGACCCCGCAGCUCGUAUGCCUGACAAAUCGAUUGUCUCUUGCAAUGUAUGUACCUGAUAUUGUGACCAGAGGGAGGAGGGUAUGUCUCAUUUAAAUGGUUUGCAAAUGAGAUGACCUGGACUUGUUUUUACAUUUGAAUGUAUGUAUGCUCAAUGUACUUUUUUUUGUAUUAUGAUUCUAUAAUAAAGAGAUAUGUAUAUCACA
This is a messenger RNA of Syngnathus typhle (broad-nosed pipefish), 2392 nucleotides long. It is a transcript of the gene tab1, whose product is annotated as TGF-beta activated kinase 1/MAP3K7 binding protein 1. NCBI's taxonomy places the organism in Eukaryota, Metazoa, Chordata, Actinopteri, Syngnathiformes, Syngnathidae. Gene Ontology annotation, biological process: protein dephosphorylation. The coding region runs from base 66 to 1673 and encodes 535 amino acids. The record is from RefSeq and is a predicted model, not a curated record. The transcript is spliced from 12 exons. Gene Ontology annotation, molecular function: protein serine/threonine phosphatase activity. Gene Ontology annotation, cellular component: cytosol.